Messenger RNA from Cuscuta campestris, 1083 nucleotides. NCBI's taxonomy places the organism in Eukaryota, Viridiplantae, Streptophyta, Magnoliopsida, Solanales, Convolvulaceae. The record is from the annotation of a GenBank genome assembly.
GCUGCACAACUUCAGCGGUGUCUGGCCAAUUCUGCUGCAACGAGUCUGUCACUCCACUUCUGUGAUUUCUUGCCCUAAGAAAUGCGCUUCUCAUGGAACAUGCCAAUAAUCUCUUAUGGAUGUUAGCGGGCUAACACUAUACAGUUACUGUUCUUGUGACCGCAAUCAUGGAGGCUUUGAUUGUAGCAUCGAACUUGUUUCACAAGUAGGAAAGAUGUUGAAACAUGUAGGGCAUGUUUGGCAAUCAGUUUCUCUUAUUGCAUCAAAUGCUGCAGCUUUGCUACCCGCAUAUUGGUCUCUUCGUCACAAGGCAUUUGCAGAAUUGGUUCUUUUCACAUCAAGUGGAAUAUCAAGUGGUUUGUAUCACGCAUGUGAUGUGGGCACAUGGUGUGCAUUAACUUUCCAUGUCCUACAGUUCAUGGAUUUCUGGCUUUCUUUCAUGGCUGUUGUCACCACUUUUGUAUGCUUGGCUACUAUUAGCGAAAUCUCAAAGAGGACAAUACACACUAUUGUUGCAAUACUUACCGCCCUUUUGGCUGAAACCGGACCAACCAGGUCCUCAAACAUAAUAAUUGUGGUGGCCAUAGGGGAUGUAGUCCUGUUAAUCGGGUUCCUUAUUGAGCUUUCUACCCGUCGCAGGAUGCUUUGCUUAUCUUCUUCAACACAAGUCUGUUUGAAUCUGAUUUACAGCUGGGAGGGCAUAAAAACAUGGAUUCAGAAUCUCAUCAAGACAAUCUUAAAGCGAUUCUAUUGUGUCUUUUUACUUUUUGGCUUCAUUGCAUUGGCAAUGGCUGCCAUAAGCUGGAAGUGGAAACCAGUGAAAGCUAUUGUAUUUGGCACAGAUGUUUCAGCUCCGAAUUGCGAGAACGAACCCCAUGGUGAUGGCAACUAUGAGCUAGCUCGGCAAAAUUCGUUCUCGUCCGCGGAGCAGCAAAGAGAUGGCAGAUAGGGCAAUGGUUCUGUGUGCCAAGAGAAGGGGUAUUGCUGUAAAUUAUUGUAACCAUCAUUCCUUUCCAAAUCUCUCUUGAAUAUAUGAUACACAUACAAUAAAAACAGGUUUAGCAAUGAAUACAUACAUGGAAA